Durio zibethinus is the source of this 2146-nucleotide messenger RNA. RefSeq lists its product as uncharacterized. Lineage: Eukaryota; Viridiplantae; Streptophyta; Magnoliopsida; Malvales; Malvaceae. Gene Ontology annotation, molecular function: zinc ion binding. The record is from RefSeq and is a predicted model, not a curated record.
ACCAUGCAGUCGUUGGCUCUUUACUAUUUUAUUUCAGAUGCAAAAGCCAAAAAAAUAUAUAUUGUAAAUGAAAGUUGAAGGGAAGUGUUAGGAUUUAUUAAGGAGAGAAGAAAAGUUACAAACUUUGUUCAUUAGAAAUUCUUACAAAGGAGGACAAAGGUGAAGAAGAAUAAGAGGAAAGUGGAGGUGCAAAGGGUUCAAAACCAUGAGCGUAACUGAUCCAAAAGUUGUGGAUUGUUCUAUCAUCCCAGUAUUUCAGGCCCCAAAUGAGGGAGAUGCAUCAAUGGUAAGUGUUAAUGAUGAAGAGAAUGUUGCGUCAGAAGGGAAGAGGAAAAAGAAGAAAAAGAAGCAGAAAGUUUCUGCUCCUCGUCCCGCGUGUUCUUGGGUAUAUUUUAGCCGGGAGUUUAUCAAGGAUUAUAGUGCUUCUCAUCCUGAAUCCUCAGGCCUUAAAGCUGCUACAAAGGCUGCAUCAGAUGCUUGGAAGUUAAUGAGCAUUGAGGAGAAAGCAAAAUAUACUCGGCAUGCUCGUGAAGUGUGGGAUGAUUACUUGAGCACAGCUCCUGCCCGUAUCCCUAAGCCCCGGAAGCAGACUAAACUAGUCACGAGAUGCUCUCCUGGCCGCUUAUUCAAUGUGCUACAGCGCCUCACAUCUGAGCAAAAGGCUGCAGUGAAGAGCAUGGGAUUUGGUAGUUUACUUGGCUUGAGAUGUCGCACUCUACGCCGCAGUUUGUGUCUUUGGUUGUUGGAGAGGUUUAACACUGCACGGCGCAGCUUGGAGAUAUGUGGGGAGCGCAUUCCUUUAUCCCCAAGAGAUGUAGAGCGUGUGAUGGGACUAGCAGCUUCUGGGAAGGAUGUGGUGAAUUCAGGGCCUGAUGACUUGAUUGCUGACUUGCGUCACAGUUAUAAUGCCACUAACCGUGGGAUUUCAGUGCGACUUCUAGAGGAACGGUUGGCAGCUCCAGAAGCAGGAGAGGAUUUUAAGAGAUCAUUUAUCCUUUACACAUUGGGUACACUUUUAUCUCCGACAGCAAGACUGGAUGUUAGCCCAUCAUUCCUCCACUUUUUAAUUAAUAUGGAUGUUGUGCAUCAGUAUAAUUGGGGAAAGUUCUUGCUUGACCGGUUAGUUCGGGAGGUAUCUCGCUUUCGCCAAGGGAAGCAGCGUGCAGUUGGUGGAUGCCUUCUUUUUCUCCAGCUGUUCUAUUAUGAGAGCAUCUCAAUCGAGGGAGCUGGGUCUUCUGCACCAGUUGUUGUUCCAUGCCUAUCUUCAUGGGGGGAGGAAGAGAUCACUGAAAGAGAAAAGCGAGAAAGAGAACUUGGUGGUUAUGGGUGUGGAGAGGUGAUUAGCAAGGAGGGUUGUCUGGAAUCUCUAGAAUAUAGAGUCCAAGUGGAAGUCCUAUCUGGGGGCAAAAUGAGCACUGGAGUUGAGCACAAUCACAUCUUUGAGCAGGAGGGGACCCAGGCUGAUGAAGAACAAAUGGACAGAGAUUUUAGCAUGGAGGAGGUAAAUGUGACAAAUUUUCCAAAGAGUAAGGGCAUGGUGUGUAGAGACAUGGAGAUGAUUGUUGAACCGGAUAGAACAGCAUGCCGUAACAAAGAAUAUGGAUGUAAUGAAAUUGUGGAUUACAUGAGGAACAAUGAUCGUGAAGAGAAUUGCAUUUAUGCGCCAUGUGUAUGCCCACUUCCAAAUUGCAAAUUUGUUGGCUCAUCUGAACAAUUGUCACUACACUUCAGUAGCAAACAUUGGGAUUCUGGAAGGCGUUUCAGGUACAACAUCCCAUUGCCUGUCUCAUUGGGGAUGAAUGAACACUAUCUUGUUCUCCAAGCUGAAGAGGAUGGUGUUCUGUUUAUCCUCAACAAGGGUGUUGAAAGCAUCGGGAAUGUAGUGAUGAUAACUUGCAUUGCUCCAAGCUCAUCAAAGGAAAACUUCUUGUAUGAUAUUGUAUCAGGAAAAGGAAUUAGCUGUCUUAGACUAAAAUCAUUGACUGAGAAUUUUCCAGGGCGAGUUGAAGGUUUUCCUCCUAUGGACUUUCUUCUAAUCCCUUUUCGAUUCCUGGGUCCUUCUGGAGAGCUCAAUUUAGAAGUUUGUAUAUGGAACUCUACAGAACUUGGAUCAGAUUGCCCUUGAUUACUUGUUUGUUAUAGUGCA